AUGAGCCCUUCAGCAGUGAGCAGCGACGAACCUAUCGUUUCCAAGAACACUUACCGCCCAAAUAUCUACUUGCUUGAAGAAUUCCCCCCAGCUGCAGUGGAACAAUGUCAAGCUAGAUUCCACACCAUCCUGCCCUCAGAUCCUGAGGUGAGAAAUUGGAAGGAGAACGCCGAGUCUAUACUGGUCCGGGAAAAGAUUAUCUCCGCGGGAGAUAUUGCCGGAGCCAAAAGGCUACGGGCGAUUGGAAAACAGGGCACUGGAAUUGAUAUCAUUGAUAAGGAGGCCUGUGACGAGCGUGGGAUUCCAAUUCUCAAUACCCCUGGAGUAAAUUCCGUCUCGGUGGCCGAGCUCGUGAUGGCCUUGACCAUGGGACUCAAGCGUCAGCUUCACACUAUAUCUAUCAAGCAAUCGGCUGGUGUUGAGGUGAGGAAAGAGCACUGUCAGGGCACUAUGAUGUCCGGAAAGUCUGUUGGUAUCAUUGGUAUGGGUGCCAUCGGUACCGAUGUUGCCCGUAUGUUCCAAGGCGCUUUUGGCUGCCAUAUCUUUGCCUAUGACCCCUUUGCCCCCGAGAAUGCUUGGAAGGACAUUCGCCACACCCGGGUACAGAAAUUCGAGGAGAUGCUUCCCGAGGUCGGUAUGCUCACUUUGCAUAUUCCAUUGACUCCGCAGACAAGAGGUCUCAUAUCUAAGCGCCAUUUCCAGAUGAUGCGAAGUCAGGCAGUUAUUAUCAAUGUGGCACGUGGCGGUAUUAUCCAGGAAGACGACCUGGUUGAAGCACUAGAGACAGGGCUUAUUGCGGGAGCUGGACUCGACUGUCACGAAGUCGAGCCGCCAGUUCUUGGAAAAUAUUCACGGCUAUGGGCAACGGGAAGGGUCAUCAGCACUCCGCAUAUUGGGGCGACGACAGUUGAGACGCAGGUGAGGACUGCCACAGCGGCCAUGGAUAGAAUCUACGAGUAUCUCAACACUCACCGCAUUUAG
Messenger RNA from Clonostachys solani, 981 nucleotides. The record is from the annotation of a GenBank genome assembly. Lineage: Eukaryota; Fungi; Ascomycota; Sordariomycetes; Hypocreales; Bionectriaceae.